AUGGACUUUCUCAAACCCAGAGCGCCCGCACCCAAGAUGCAGUCCGCAUCAGACGGUCCUCUUGUCUGGAUCGACUGUGAGAUGACCGGCUUGGACCCGGACAAGGAGGAAAUCAUUGAGAUCUUCUGCAUCAUCACAACUGGCAACCUAGAAGUCGUUGACCCCGAGGGCUGGGGCUGCGUGGUUCACCAGUCAGAAGAACGCAUGGCACAGAUGGACGACUGGUGCACCAAGACGCACGGAAACAGCGGCUUGACCGCGGCGGUUAUCAAGUCGACAACGACGCCGGAGCAAGCGGCGGACGAGCUUCUGGCGUACGUCAAGCGGCACGUCCCGGAGAAACGGACGGCGCUACUAGCCGGCAACAGCGUGCAUGCUGACCGGUCAUUCCUGGUCAAGGAGCCGUACCGGAAGGUCAUGGACCACCUUCACUACCGCAUCUUGGACGUGAGUUCCAUUAAGGAGGCGGCGAAACGGUGGGCCCCGACACAGGUGUUGGAUAACGUGCCUGUCAAGCAGGGGCUGCACCAGGCCAAGGAGGACAUCCUCGAGAGCAUUGCCGAAGCCAAGUACUACAGGGAGGCCAUUUUUGGAUUGACAUGGAGACGGGGUGACGGCAGCGCCCAGGAGACACCGUUGACCGAGACGGACGAGGACGAGGCUUGGGCAGACAACCUGCUGUAG
Molecule: messenger RNA, 684 nt
Organism: Colletotrichum gloeosporioides
Lineage: Eukaryota; Fungi; Ascomycota; Sordariomycetes; Glomerellales; Glomerellaceae
Product: Oligoribonuclease
Exons: 2
Coding region: 1-684 (227 amino acids)
Cellular component (GO): mitochondrion
Molecular function (GO): nucleic acid binding; 3'-5'-RNA exonuclease activity
Source: RefSeq, a predicted model, not a curated record